AUGGACAGACUAUACGAAUGUUCACUCGACGGCUGCGAUCACCGAAAGUUCAACAAAAAUGAUGCCUUAACUCGGCAUCAGUUGAUACGACAUCCCAAUGACUUCCCGGACAUACCAUGGAGGACAUUAGGAGGGGUGGACAGGGAUGUGAUUAUAAGAGUCGUUCAAAGAUCAAAGGACUCGUUCAAUAGACAUCAGUUGAGACGACAUCCCAAUGAGUUCCCAGACAUACCAUGGAUUGAAUGUCCACAUACUGGCUGUCCGUUUAAGACUAAAUGUAGGAACCACAAGAUAUUACAUUCAAACUUUCGUAUGGCAUAUGAAUGUCGACACACCGGCUGUCAGUUUAAGAGUAAAUUUAAGCGCAGUUUGAAUGAACACACAAAGACUUGUAAACCACAGAUGAUUGGAGACAGUGGACAGUCGCGUUCACUAAACACCAGUACAGACGCCAUUCCCGACAUACCAUGGAUUGAGUGCCAGCGUAAGGACUGUCAGUUUCGGUGCAAACUUAGGCCUGAUAUGAGUAGUCACGCGAAAAGUCACGGAAAGCUAUUGGAUAUCCGGGAAUGCCCUCAGAGUCGAUGUGGGAAAUGGUUUAUGAAUCAAAAGGCAUUGGAUGUGCACAUGAAUACACACACGACUAACUCCCCGUCCAAAUCGACCGGCGCUAGUAUUACCGACAAUGAAUGCCAUAAUAGCUAUGAAUCCAGUGUUGAGACAAUUGGUGGAAGUGUUGACUCAAAGGAUGACUACUGUGAAGACAAUUGUGUUGAAGGCGUCGAAAAUAAUGAGAAUUUGAAUGAAAUGAAUGCAGAGAUAAUGAAUGUGAAACACGAGUUAAUUGAUGGGAAAGUCAUUGAAUUGAACGCUAAUUGUAAUAAUAAUGAGUCGAUUGAUAGGAAUUCAUACGAAUAUAACCGCAAAACAGACUGUAAUUCAGAUGACAAACUAAUCGCUGAUUUAUGA
Molecule: messenger RNA, 969 nt
Organism: Oppiella nova
Lineage: Eukaryota; Metazoa; Arthropoda; Arachnida; Sarcoptiformes; Oppiidae
Source: the annotation of a GenBank genome assembly